GUCGCUUCUUUUAUGACGUCACAUACGCGACUAGAAGGUGGACAACAACGAACGAGUUUCCCCACAGCGGACUUAACAACGCCUCAAAAACAAACCCAUCCUCUUUAUACUACAUUUAUACCCCCGAAAGGCUCGAAAGCAGCACAACAAAGCCAAGAUGUCGUACAUGCUGCCACAUCUUCACAAUGGCUGGCAGGUUGAUCAAGCCAUUUUAUCUGAGGAAGACCGAGUUCUCGUUAUUCGUUUUGGUCACGACUGGGACCCCACGUGCAUGAAGAUGGAUGAAGUACUUUACAGCAUCGCCGAAAAGGUGAAGAACUUUGCAGUCAUCUACCUGGUCGACAUCACAGAAGUACCAGAUUUUAACAAGAUGUACGAGUUGUAUGAUCCCUGCACUGUGAUGUUCUUUUUCAGGAACAAGCACAUCAUGAUAGAUCUGGGAACUGGAAACAACAAUAAAAUCAACUGGACAAUGGAGGACAAGCAAGAGAUGAUAGAUAUUGUAGAAACCGUUUACAGAGGAGCGAGAAAAGGAAGAGGUCUCGUGGUUUCUCCUAAAGACUAUUCUACAAAAUACAGAUAUUGAUUUUUAUUUUUUUGUUACUGGUCUGUGUAAUGUUUGGAUAUGUAUGCUUUUUUAUUUGAAAGACACCAGAAGAUGAUGCCAGUAAAAUGGACAAUUUACAACUAUGUUAUGUUUAAAAUUAGGUCUUUAAAGUGUGUGUUCCCUGCCCUCUGUUCAUAUGCAGCUCCCAUUUCACAAUAAAUGUUUGAUGAU
Molecule: messenger RNA, 778 nt
Organism: Periophthalmus magnuspinnatus
Lineage: Eukaryota; Metazoa; Chordata; Actinopteri; Gobiiformes; Gobiidae
Gene: txnl4a
Product: thioredoxin-like 4A
Exons: 4
Coding region: 158-586 (142 amino acids)
Biological process (GO): mRNA splicing, via spliceosome
Cellular component (GO): U4/U6 x U5 tri-snRNP complex; spliceosomal complex; U5 snRNP
Source: RefSeq, a predicted model, not a curated record